AUGCCUGAACCUGCACGUUCUACAUCUGCUUUGAUUUAUGAAAAGGAUAAUCACAUAUGUCGUGGUCAUAUUUUGCAUUAUUUGUCAAACUCUUUAUUUGAUAUUUACUACUUUUACAAGUCUGCGAAAGAAAUUUGGGAAACUUUGAGAAAGAAAUAUUCAAUUAAAGAUGCUGGACCUAAGAAAUAUGUGGUGGGUAGGUUUCUAGACUAUAAGAUGAGUGAUGACAAACCCAUCAUGGAACAAGUCCAUGAGUAUCAAAAUAUUGUUCUUGAAAUUCUUGCUGAAGGAAUAGUCAUUGAUGAUGCAUUCCAAGCAGUUACUCUUAUUGAAAAGUUGUCACCCUCAUGGAAAGAAUACAAAAAUUAUUGGAAACAUAAGAAGCGUGAUAUGUCUUUAGAAGACUUAAUUGUCCACAUUCGAAUUGAGGAAUCAAACCGGGAAAAGGACAAAAACGACUUGGCAAAGGUUAAUCUUGUCAACAACCUUUCUGAAUGGGUGUUAGAUAUUGGGGCCACUAGGCAUAUGUAUACCAACAGAAACUUGUUUGCAGAAUAUGAGGAAGUAAAUGAUGGUGAAAAUGUCUUCCUAGGUGAUGCACGCAUUGCUAAGGUAGUGGGUAAAGGAAAAGUUGUUCUCAAAUUGACAUUUGGAAAAGGUCUUGCUCUUAAUGCUAUCCUUCAUGUUCCUGACAUGCGUAGAAACUUAGUAUCUGGGUUCUUGCUCAAUAAAGUAGGACUAAAUCUUGCAUUUAAAUCUAACAAGCUUGUCCUUAGUCACAAUGGGGAUUUUGUGGGCAAGGGUUUCUGUCAUAGGGGCUUAUUUAUACUUGAUGCUGAUUGUGAGAACAUGAAAUAA
This is a messenger RNA of Quercus robur (English oak), 858 nucleotides long. RefSeq lists its product as uncharacterized. The record is from RefSeq and is a predicted model, not a curated record. NCBI's taxonomy places the organism in Eukaryota, Viridiplantae, Streptophyta, Magnoliopsida, Fagales, Fagaceae. The coding region runs from base 1 to 858 and encodes 285 amino acids. The transcript has 2 exons.